AUGGAGGAGGACGAGCGGCGGCUGUCGUUCCCGCCACCGGCGCCGCUGCACUCGCCCGGAGAAGAGAUUGACGGUUCACGACUGCUAGGGGAAAUCGUUCGCACACUCGAAGCCACAAACCCUGAGGCGGUGGCGCCACUCGUCGCGUCACAGUCCCGUGAUGCACUCGACGCGGAGGAGGAAGAAAAGCCGCGGCGCGAGGAGCUACGGAUUCCUCUCGAUGUCACAUUCUCGGAUUCGGUGGGACGGAGUGAUGAACCGCGGGCAGUGGUCACUCCGUUCACGCGGGAAUCCGCGAAGCGUGCCGGCUCGCGUGGCGCGCAGUUGGUUCGCGAGUUCGGUUUCAUGCCCCGGCGGAGGCUCAGCGUGGAGGACGGAGCUCGCCUGCCGAGAAAGUAUGAACCGUUUCCGCCGAAAUUAUACGGACGACCUCUGGAGGAGAUCGACAAUUUUAUUUAUGAUGAGACUUUCUGUGUUGUGUCAAAACGUUUUCGCAAGAACUAUAUCCACCGGUUCACGGCCACUCGGUCGCUGUUCUGGUGGUCGCCGUGGUCGCCAGUGCGGCGCGCGUGUGUCUACCUCUCCACAAAUCAGUACUUCGACUACUUCGUCAUGGCCACUAUUCUGCUCAACUGUGUCUUCCUCGCCAUGUCGGAGACGAUCGAAGAGGCUGAAUACAUAUUCCUGGCUAUCUACACGGCAGAGAUGAUAAUAAAAUGUAUCGCGAAGGGUUUCAUUUUAAACAAGUACACGUACCUACGGAAUCCUUGGAAUUGGCUGGAUUUUGUUGUGAUAACAUCAGGCUACGCGACCAUCGGCAUGGAAGUCGGCAACUUGGCUGGUCUGAGAACAUUUCGGGUACUUCGGGCGUUGAAGACCGUUUCUAUAAUGCCAGGUCUGAAGACUAUCAUCAACGCGCUGCUCCACUCAUUCAAGCAAUUGGCGGAAGUAAUGACGCUAACAAUCUUCUGUCUGAUGGUGUUCGCACUAUUCGCGCUGCAAGUAUACAUGGGGGAGUUGAGAAACAAGUGCGUGCAGAACCUAGUCGUGCCGACUGGAGAGAACUUCACUGACGAACUUUGGUCGCAGUGGAUCAGCGAUCCAUCCCACUGGAUGGUAGACGAUGAAGAAGUGCCUAUAAUCUGUGGAAACCUAACCGGCGCUAGACACUGUCCCCCGCAGUACACUUGUCUGUGCGUAGGACCAAACCCCAACCAUGGUUAUACGAACUUCGACAAUUUCCUCUGGUCUAUGCUUACUACCUUCCAACUCAUCACCCUGGAUUAUUGGGAGAAUGUUUAUAAUAUGGUGUUGUCAUCUUGUGGACCGAUGUCGGUGUCAUUUUUUACGGUGGUGGUGUUUUUUGGUUCCUUCUACCUCAUUAACCUGAUGCUGGCCGUCGUAGCGCUCAGCUACGAAGAAGAGUCGCAAAUAACUCAAGAGGAACGAAAGAAAGACCUCAAUGAACAUCGUGACGACUCCACGUUCAGCUUUGAUCCAACGUCAUUAGCGGUGCGCACUCUUGUCAAAGACAAGAAGAAACGCAUCGAUGCUAGGAAGGGACUCCUCCUAGCUUCGUACUCCAGAAAGCGUACCAGAAGACGCAAGAGGGGCAAGAGUACCAUACAUCACACAAAUACCGUGGUAGCAUCUCGGUCACGAUCAAGGUCGCGAUCAGUGACCCCUAGUGGGUCACCACCACCCUUACCUGCGCCAGCUCAACCACCUCCGCCUUCUCAUACUCUACACCCUGAUAACGCUCUAGGUCGUGGUACACUCAGCGUCGCUGGUCGGCAACUCAGUGACCACAGCAACAAUAGAGAGUCAUCUCUAGAUGACUCAGGUGUUGUCGACGACCAUGAUGAUGGCGAGCAUACAUCCGACGACCAAGCACCACACCCACACCGAAGACAUCUUUUACCACCACAUCCGCCAACUACAUUAGCUCUUAAGCAAGAUAAAGUUACGUUUCAGGAAAAUAAAAAGGAAGAGAAUGUUUCAAAACCAAAGAAUAGUUCCAAGACGGAAAUACAAGUUGAACAAACUAAGAAAAAUGAAAGAGGAAGCAUCCAAGAAAGAUAUCCGCUAAAUCCUGACUACCUUAAUCAGAUAGUAGUUCUAGGGGCGGACUGGCCAUACAAGCGCGCACCCGACCUCCCGCAAGCGGAGACGACGAAAAUUAAUGAGCUCAGUUUAUUGGCAGCCACGCACAAAUCUCAUAUGGGCAAUUACGAGCAAAAUUGCACUUACUUCACAGAUGAACUUGUGGACAGGAAUUGUGAAUGCUGCGUGACGUGUUGUAUAGACUACGAAGGAUGGCUACAAUUUCAGAAUUGCUUGUACGGUAUCGUAAAAGAUCCUCUGUUUGAACUGUUCAUAACGACAUGUAUAGUUCUAAAUACACUUUUUCUGGCUCUAGAGCAUCAUGGUAUGAGUGAAAAUGUCAGGCAGGCGUUAGAUAUAGGAAAUAAGGUUUUCACCUCAAUAUUUACUUUAGAAUGUAUAAUGAAAGUGAUGGCGAUGAGUAAAGACUUUUUUGCUUGUGGGUGGAAUAUAUUUGAUUUAAUUAUCGUAUCGGCUAGCCUCUUGGACCUAAUAUUUGAGCUAGUGGAUGGCCUUUCAGUAUUAAGAGGCCUUAGAUUGUUACGAGUGUUAAAAUUAGCUCAAUCGUGGACUACUAUGAAAGUUUUGUUGAGUAUUAUAAUAUCGACAAUAGGUGCCCUUGGUAACUUAACGUUCGUGCUAGUUAUAGUUAUUUACAUAUUUGCUGUUAUUGGUAUGCAGUUGUUCUCUAAAUCCUAUACACCAGAAAAGUUCGAUCCGGAUCCAGUGCCCAGAUGGAACUUCAAUGACUUCUUCCACUCGUUCAUGAUGAUAUUUCGCAUAUUGUGUGGAGAGUGGAUCGAGCCACUGUGGGACUGCAUGCGCGCAGAACAGGCGAGUGGAGCGGAAAGCUGCUUCUUCAUAUUUCUACCUGCUCUCGUUAUGGGCAAUUUUAUGGUGCUCAAUCUCUUUCUUGCCUUGUUGCUAAAUAGCUUUAACAGUGAAGAACUCAAAAAUAAAAAAGAGGAAGUUGGAGAAGAUUCCAAAUUAGCUAAGAGUUUUGAUAGAAUACGUUCAAUAGUAAGAAAAAAAGGUUUUCUUAUAUCUAGAAGUAAAGAGACUGACAAAAAAUCUAAAUUAGAAGAGCUAGUUAACGAAUUUAUGUUACAACAACGUAAUAUAAAAGAGAAAAAAAUGUCAAUUUCCAAUGAACAAAGAUGUUCAGCUUCUAUUCAGGAAACUAUAUUAUUUCCUCAUGACAAUAUUUAUCGACAUAGCUACCAAGAAGCUUUAAACAGGCCAAUAUCUGUAGGCUCUGAUUUUGCCUAUCCUCCAUUGUAUCAAACAGGGAAUAAUUUUAAUCACGGUAGCCAAGAAACAUUAAAAGACGUUCGAGAUUUGGCCGCUGAACAUAAAAUCACUAGUAUAAGAGAAGAUUCGAAAGAAAACCUAGACGAAACAAGUAGUUCUGACAAAGUCACAGCUCAAAAAUUGCUUAAUCAAAUGUCAUCUGGAUACCAUACACAACCAUCAGAUUCAAGAGAAGAAAAUGAACACUACGAAAUGGCUCAAAUAUCUAGUAAAACGACUCCAGAAAAGUACAGACGAAAUGAAAUGGAACAACUGAGACACCUUAAGGAGUCUAUAACCAGGCCUGGUGAAGAAGAUAUGAAACAUCCCUGGCAAACAUUAGUUUCAUACGUUGAUGAAUUAACCGUUGGCGGUAGGAAAAACUCUAAGGGACAGUACAUAGACCCUAUGGGAAAAUUUCCUGGGUUUGGAAAACGAAAAGAACCUAAAGUACCUCAAGAUUGUUUUCCUCGACAAUGCUAUAAACAAUGUUCUUGCUGGGAUGCAUGUAUUCGAACAAAGUUUGGUCAAAGAUGGAUGUUUAUACGUACAUUUGUUCUUCGUUACGUUGAUACACCUGCUUUCGAAUGGUUCGUUCUGGUUCUGAUAUUCGCCUCUAGUAUCACACUAUGCUUCGAAGACAUACACCUGGAAAAAAAUAAACCACUCAAGAAAAUUCUAUACUGGACAAAUCUCAGCUUCUGCAUGAUAUUUGUUAUUGAAAUGUUUUUCAAAUGGAUAGCGUUGGGUUUCUACAGAUACUUUACAAGUUUUUGGACAUUGCUGGAUUUUACUAUAGUUUUUGUGUCCGUGUUUAGUUUAUUAAUAGAAGAAAAUGAAAAUUUAAAGGUUUUGAGGUCUCUGAGGACGUUAAGAGCACUGAGACCAUUAAGAGCUAUUUCUCGGUGGCAAGGAAUGCGGAUAGUAGUUAAUGCUCUAAUGUAUGCAAUACCUAGUAUUUUUAAUGUAUUACUAGUAUGUUUAGUGUUUUGGUUGAUAUUUUCGAUAAUGGGGGUACAGUUUUUCGGAGGAAAGUUUUUUAAAUGUGUCAAUGCUGAGGGUGAAUUAUUACCGCUAGAGAUAAUUAAUGAUAAGUGGGAGUGCUACUACAAUAACUUCUCUUGGAUAAAUUCUAAAAUAUCCUUUGAUCAUGUUGGAAUAGCAUAUUUAGCUUUAUUUCAAGUAGCUACAUUUGAAGGUUGGAUGGAAGUAAUGGCGGAUGCUGUAGACGCUAGAGGAGUAGAUUUACAACCAUCGAGAGAAGCGAAUCUAUAUGCAUACAUUUAUUUUGUGAUAUUUAUCGUAUGCGGAUCUUUUUUCACUUUAAAUCUAUUUAUAGGAGUAAUCAUAGACAAUUUUAAUAUGCUCAAGAAAAAGUACGAAGGCGGUGUGUUAGAAAUGUUUCUAACGGAAAGCCAGAAGCAUUAUUAUACAGCAAUGAAAAAAUUAGGUAGAAAAAAGCCCCAGAAAGUAAUCAAAAGACCAAGGAAUCAAUUUCUAGCCAUGUUUUACGAUUUAUCCAAUUCGAGAAGAUUCGAAAUAGCGAUAUUCGUUUUGAUAUUCCUAAACAUGCUAACUAUGGGCAUCGAACAUUACGAUCAACCACAUUCCGUUUUCUUUGUUUUAGAAGUUAGUAACGCAUUUUUUACCACAGUUUUUGGAUUAGAGGCUAUUGUUAAAAUUAUCGGUCUACGUUACCAUUACUUCACAGUACCUUGGAACGUGUUUGAUUUCCUGCUAGUUUUAGCAUCUAUUUUAGGUAUUGUUAUGGAGGACAUAAUGAUAGACUUACCAAUAUCCCCAACUCUACUACGAGUAGUUCGAGUAUUUCGCAUAGGAAGAAUUUUAAGACUGAUUAAAGCCGCUAAAGGCAUUAGGAAGCUGUUGUUUGCGCUAGUAGUGUCUCUACCCGCGCUUUUCAACAUCGGCGCAUUACUUGCGUUAAUCACCUUUAUCUACGCUAUAAUUGGUAUGUCUGUGUUCGGACAUGUCAAGGAGCAAGGUGCCCUUGAUGAUAUAGUCAAUUUUCAAACUUUCGGCAGAAGUAUGCAAUUGCUUUUUCGUCUUAUGACAUCAGCUGGCUGGAAUGAUGUUUUAGAAUCUUUAAUGAUUCAACCUCCUGAUUGUGAGCUGGGAGAUCAUGGUCAUUCGAAUGGAAACUGUGGAAGUCCUCUACUAGCUAUUACAUAUUUUACUUCGUUUAUUAUUAUUAGCUAUAUGAUUGUGAUUAACAUGUACAUUGCUAUUAUCCUUGAGAAUUUCAAUCAAGCACACCAAGAAGAAGAGAUUGGUAUCGUAGAAGAUGACUUGGAAAUGUUCUAUAUAAGAUGGUCCAAGUACGAUCCGCAUGCAACUCAAUUUAUAAGUUUUGCUCAACUAUCAGAUUUCAUAGCUUCGUUAGAUCCUCCCUUAGGUAUAUCUAAACCGAAUACAGUUGCUCUUGUUAGUUUUAAUUUACCUAUAGCUAAGGGUAAUAAAAUCCACUGCCUAGACAUUUUACAUGCACUGGUUAAGCAUGUACUAGGUCAUGUGGAGGAAACAGAUACGUUUAGACAACUACAAGAGCAAAUGGAUAUUAAGUUUAAGAAACAAUUCCCAACGAGAAAAGAAUUAGAAAUAGUUUCUUCGACGAGAAUAUGGAAGAGACAAGACAAAGCUGCACGAACGGUACAGAGGGCGUGGAGAGAGUAUGUAAAGAGAAAAAAUCGUAGUCCAUCACAAGAAGAAGAGAGUACAAAAUGGUCACCAGGGCAUGGUUGGGGAGGUCGCCUCAGUGCGUUGUUACACGUACGUAGAGGAUCCCACGCUUCAAGUCGGAAGUCUUCGAGAGCUUCUGAUGCUUCAGACUUAAGUGACAUCGGUGGAGCUUGGCUUAACUUGCCACUCCUACUGUUACCUGGUGCACAGCCUAAUGAACAGGCUGGUGGGUCAGAGACUGCUCCUGCUAGGCGUAGAUCAGCGUACGGGUUACCGCUGUUCCUUCGACAUCAGGACGCAGUAGACGAGGACACCGGCCCGAAACGUGCAGGUUCACUUCGUAUAACCUCACGACGUAAUUCGGCGCGUCGACCAGAGCCCCCAGCGCGGCCGAGUACGCCCUCUCCCCACGCAAACAGCUCGGUCAGUAUCCUUGUGACGGAGGCCUCACCUGACGCCGCACCUCCCCCCUCCGCUCCACCGACCGUCGUCCGAGUCCUCGUACACAGAGAGAGCGAUGAGCAACCCAGCUGA
Melitaea cinxia (Glanville fritillary) is the source of this 6624-nucleotide messenger RNA. RefSeq names its product sodium channel protein 60E (gene SC1). NCBI's taxonomy places the organism in Eukaryota, Metazoa, Arthropoda, Insecta, Lepidoptera, Nymphalidae. The record is from RefSeq and is a predicted model, not a curated record. Gene Ontology annotation, cellular component: plasma membrane; voltage-gated sodium channel complex. The coding region runs from base 1 to 6624 and encodes 2207 amino acids. The transcript is spliced from 30 exons. Gene Ontology annotation, molecular function: protein binding; voltage-gated sodium channel activity. Gene Ontology annotation, biological process: neuronal action potential; sodium ion transmembrane transport; membrane depolarization during action potential.